CGUCCGUCGCGAGCAGGAGUACCAGGAGGUUAACGCCAGUCUUGUGCCUCUCCUUCAGGAGCUGUGAACACCCCUUAUACCUGACGCUGAGACCUCUACCUCACCUCCCAGAACACGGUGACGAGUGCUACUGGGGGACUCAUUGGUUACUCAGGCGGUCGAGUGACGUUCUAAGGUGGUAGAGGAGGAGGUGAAGGAUAUCCUUGAGGAGUGUGUGGAAGGAGUUCCUUGAGAGAGUGUGUUGUGAGGGGGCUGGAGGAGGUGCUGCAGGAGGCGUGGAGAAGCAGGACGCCGCCAGGGGCAUGGCCUGAAGGACGGCGCCGCGAGUGGGCUCUACAAUCUCCUCUCUGCUCCUCCUGCUAUCUUCUCUUCUGUAUAGAGAAAUGUUUCAGUGUUUGGUAAAGUUCAUCUGCCGACCGCCCUCGUUCACUCGAGUCUGACACUAUCGUCUCCUCGUCAUCUGGGAACAUCAUCGCUGCCAAAAGUUACCGCAUCUGACCUACAUGAACAACCACAUCCGCCCUUAUUAGCUCUACAUAAGUUAAACUUCCCCCUAUCCCUAAAACACUUACCACGACCCUACUAUCCCACUAGCCUAGCCCUACACAUGGUUUUAUCCUUCAAGCACGUACUCUCUCUACCCUUAACUUCACGUACUGGCUCCUCCACCCAUCGUCCCACCAGACUCUAAACUCCCUUCCCCUUUUACAUAGUCCCCGAACCUUCCCACACUCCCCCACCAUGAGUCUGGAGAGGCUGGGCCCGUCGUCUCGGUACGUGGACUACACUCAGCCGGGCCCCAGCGGGUACCGGGGCGCCCCCUCCGUCAGCAGCUACGAAUACGCCCCGGAGCGGCCGCCCCGCAGGGAGCGGGGAGACCGGAGCAGGUCGAGGUCAAGAGACCGAGAGUCCUCCAGCAGGAAUGGCUACUCCGGCAGAGAGGUAUAUUACAACCCUGGGUUGGUGGAGGAGCGAGCUCCCAGCGACCGAGCAGAAAGCGAGUUCACGGUGAGGAAUGAGGCGGUGAUCAACCCGCAGCUAGAAGAGGAGGAGCGGCGGGCGGCCUCCAGGGCAGCCUCUGAGAUCUAUGCCUCCACCAGGAUUCCUAGACCUCACUCCGAGAUCAGUCAGUAUUCUUACCGGACAACUGGAGGCCACAGUGACAUGGUUAGCGUGAAGACCAAGACGACGAGGGGUGGGAAACUGGUGAUGGAGACAAUGACUGCACCUCAUCCCUGCUGUCCCAACACCAAGAGUGUCUGCUGCCUCAUGGUCCUCCUUAACCUGGGCCUUCUCCUCAUCACCCUCGGCUUUGUUGUCGUUCUUCAGCUGUACGACCCUGCUUUUGUCUGGUAUAUUGGUUUGUGUAUGCUUAUCUUCGGUUUUAUGGUACUGUUUGGCUCUCUCAUCUACUGCGUGUUUGUGUGUCGGGAGAUAGAGAAGAUGCGACCACCGCCAGGAGAACUCUACUGGACAAACCACUGGACCAAGCAGCUCAACAUGCCGGAGAUACACUACACCAAUACUCAAUAUAAACCAACAGAUUACAAAGGCUCAGAAUAUUCCUUUAAAACUGAACCAAGCAGAACAACUGCCACUAGCCAGCGGUACUGAGGGAUCGGGCAUUUGUCUUCGAUGGUUCUGCCAGUGUACAUUAGCUACAUGGGGAAGAUGCUGGGGAUACGUCACACAAUGGGUUAUUUUAGUUAUUACUUGUUGUGUGUGGCAUUUGUAUUGUAGUGUGUUUCAUGUAGGUUGGUGGAAUAUCUUCAUAAGGAUUUAAUUGUAUUAAUACAACCACUGUACAGUAUCACAAAGCUAUUUUAAAAACAUAUGCAAACAAAACAAAAAAAUUUAAUUUUCAUGCUUUAUUUAUAUAUAGUAUCAAUUAUUAUAAAGCUAAGAGACUUUUUGAUAAAGUUCAAAUUCUAUAAAGCCAGGACAAAAACUCAAAAGGUUUUUGCAUUAGAAAUACUUUGCACUUUAUAACUCAUACAGAAUUUAUAAAUAUAUCAUAAUUAUAUAUUAUUUAUUUUAAUGAGCAGCAUAAAAAAUCAAUUGCAAACCUGAGAAAGUUUUUUUAUCAAACUUUAUUAUGGAAGCCCAGUAUCACUGGCUAUUGUCAAUUAAGAAAAGAAUGCAUGUAGACCAACUAUUUAUAUUAUAUUUAAAAUUUAUAAAUACCAAUUAUAUAAUUAAUACAAAAUUAAAUACCAAUUUGGGUAUCUCCACAGUUGUAUAAAUCUGAUGAUUGUUGGACAAGCUUUAAUUGACAAUAAGAAAACAUAAAUUCCUUCAAGAUUACUUACUAGUCAAAAGUGGGUGCCUGUAUCAGUGGCAAAUGUUACUAGUUGCCCUGUGCUUUCUUAUGUAAUAUCUGUAUAAAUAAUAUUGUUAGAAAUAAAACACUUGAGGGUUUUAAGUAAAUUGAAGAGCAAACUUUAAUGAUAGAGGAAUGCUUUUGAAGUUGCUGCAGGUGUUAGUGAUGUCAUAGUGCUCUGCUGCAGGUGUUAACCAUCUCGUAAUGCUCUGCUGCAGGUGUUAACCAUGCCACAAUACUCUGCUACUGUACAAGUGUUAGUGAUUUCAUAAUGCUUGCAUCAGGUGUUAGUGAUGUCAUAAUGCUCUGUUGCAGGUGUUAACCAUGUCAUAAUGCUCUGCUGCAGGUGUCAACCAUGUCAUAAUGCUCUGCAUAUUGUGCCAUAUUAGAUAUUCAAGCUUGA
Messenger RNA from Procambarus clarkii (red swamp crayfish), 2723 nucleotides. RefSeq lists its product as uncharacterized. The record is from RefSeq and is a predicted model, not a curated record. NCBI's taxonomy places the organism in Eukaryota, Metazoa, Arthropoda, Malacostraca, Decapoda, Cambaridae.